Rotaria sp. Silwood2 is the source of this 969-nucleotide messenger RNA. Lineage: Eukaryota; Metazoa; Rotifera; Eurotatoria; Philodinida; Philodinidae. The record is from the annotation of a GenBank genome assembly.
AUGCUUAUUUUAUCUGUUCUUUUUCUUUUUAUUAUUUCAGUUGUACCAUUACGUGCCAGUGCCAUCGACAUACCUCCGAAUGCUCGGUGGCAACAAAAGGGUGUCACCGUUGCUGGAGGAAAUGGAUAUGGUGAUGGAAGCAAUCAACUCUCACGCCCAUACGGUUUGUAUGUUGAUGAUGAGCAAACGGUCUAUGUCGCUGAUAGUGACAAUCAUCGUAUUGUGGAAUGGAAAUCGGGUGAGACGAGUGGCCAAGUCGUUGCCAGUGGAAAUGGAGAAGGAAGUGGGGCGAAUCAAUUCUGGGAACCAGUCGAUGUGACUGUCGACAAAGAGAGAGACAGUCUCACCAUCUGCGACCAUUGUAAGGCAACAGUGGUUCGAUGGCCUCGUCGAAAUGGGACAAGUGGAGAAACCAUCAUCUCCAACAUCGAUUGUUGGGGUUUGACAAUAGACGAGACUGGAUCUCUCUAUGUCGUUGACUGCGAAAAACAUGAAGUGAGACGAUAUAGAAGAAAAGAAUGUGAAGGAACAGUGAUUGCAGGUGGCAAUGGACGUGGAAAUCGUCUCGAUCAACUCUAUCACCCAAAUUACGUAUUCGUCGAUCAGGAUCAUUCGGUGUAUGUCUCUGAUGGUGGAAAUCAUCGUGUGAUGAAAUGGAUGAAAGGUGCAACACAAGGCAUUGUCGUGGCUGGUGAUCAUGGAAUAGGAGAGAGUCUCACACAGUUGUUCUGGCCUGAAGGAGUCGUUGUCGAUCAAUUGGGCACUGUCUAUGUGGUUGACUCUGACAAUGCUCGAAUCAUGCGUUGGCCUCAAGGAGCCACACAGGGAAAUGUCAUCAUUGGUGGAAAUGGUGGAGGAGAACAAUCAAACCAACUGAGUGCGCCCUACGGUUUGUCAUUCGAUCGACACGGCAAUCUCUAUGUCGCCGAUUCCGAUAAUCGUCGUGUCCAACGCUUCGAUAUUCAGUGA